Toxotes jaculatrix (banded archerfish) is the source of this 3859-nucleotide messenger RNA. RefSeq names its product trafficking protein particle complex subunit 12 (gene trappc12). Gene Ontology annotation, molecular function: protein binding. Bases 89 to 2578 code for a protein of 829 amino acids. Gene Ontology annotation, cellular component: TRAPP complex; Golgi apparatus. The record is from RefSeq and is a predicted model, not a curated record. Lineage: Eukaryota; Metazoa; Chordata; Actinopteri; Toxotidae. The transcript has 12 exons.
ACGCGUAGUUGUCCUGUGGAACCUCUAGCUGUAAGUCUGCUGUGUCGGUAGCGUGUAUUGCUGUGUUCUCAUUGUCAAGAGCAGUAAGAUGGAUAGUGGGGAGGCUCCUGCUCAGCGGCCAGUCACCCUGGACAUCACUGUGGAGGAUGCAAACAAGGACGCUCCAGACCCUCCGCGGCCAACCUCCAGCCAGACCCCUUCCAGAGACAACGUCCUGCCCCAGGAAGAAAGCAUCGACCUGGGUGGGGAGUUUGCCACCCCUCAGGAAGACAGCAGCGCCACACCGUCAGAAAGCCUGAUGGACAAGCUCAGUGACCAGAUGAUGGAGAGUGUGAUGAUUUCUGAUUCACCCAAUAACAGUGAGGGGAAUGAUGUGGCCCCCAUUGACUCUUUGCUGGAUGGAGGGGAGGAGGAGGAGGAGAGUGCAGGUGAGACCUCAGGAGAUAAAGAAGAACAAAGUGAAACUGGACCGAAAACAACUGAGAUUAAAGUUUCAGUGGAGGAACAGGAGAAAGAUGGCUCUGAAGAGACUGUGGAAGAGGACACAAAGAAGCAGAUAGACACACAAGAGCAAGUCACAGCUAAUGUUUCAUCUCAAGGUGACACACAGAGUCCAUCUGAUCAUAAAAGUGAGGAACCAGCACCACAGGCAAUUAGAGGAACUAGCCCAAAAGACGCGCCUGUGCCAGUGUGCACCAUAUUCAGCCACGGCACCCAGCCGACGUCUCUGGUGCCUGAUGGCUUCCAGCCCACCCUCAUCAAGUCCCCCAGCUUUAGCAUGGGGAGCGGUGGGGGAAGCGAUGAGGCAGUGACCCCCAGCAAGUUGACAGCUCCCCUUGUGUGUCAGCCCAGCCCCAGCCUCAGUAAGUUUUUCACUGACAAUGGACAGACCAAUCCAGCCUCGGACUUCUUUGAUUCCUUUACCACCCCUUCCUCCUUCAUCUCUGUUUCCAACCCCAACGCAGAGGUCCCUCCUGGCGCCAGUUCUACACCCAUAGCCCCUACCCCUGACCGCCAGCUGUCUUCCUCUUCCUCAUCUAUCUCCACCACUGGAGGGCCCUUGGACUCUUGUACUCCCACCGCUAGCCCAAUGUUUGGACCUGCUCCUACCGAAUCGACCACCAAGCCCCAACCUCCUCCACCUCAAAUAGUCCCAGCUCCAGCUCAAGCCCCCACCUCAGCCCCAGCCACUCAGCCACAGCCCUUCAACCAGCUCCAAGCCGUGUUCUCAGGCAACGAUGACCCGUUUGCCACAGCGCUGAGUCUGAGUGAGGUGGACAGGCGCCAUGAUGCCUGGCUGCCAUCUGAGGAGACCAGGAAGGUGCUGAUCUCUGUGGCCACCCAGCAGUACAGCCCAGCCUACGUAGAGACCAGCAGACUCACCAUGCCUGGGCUCAAAUUUGACAACCUGCAGGGUGACGCUGUGAAAGACCUAAUGCUUCGUUUCCUGGGAGAGCAGGCAGCCAUGAAGCGUCAAGUUCUCACCGCCAACUCUGUGGAGCAGUCCUUCACAGGCCUCAAACAGCUCGUCACCAGUAAGAACUGGCGGGCUGCUGUAGAUCUGACCGGCCGGCUGCUGACAGCUCAUGGUCAGGGAUACGGAAAGGCCGGCCAGCCCACAUCCCACACCACCGACUCACUGCAGCUCUGGUUUGUGCGACUGGCCCUUCUCAUCAAGCUGAACCUCUUCCAAAAUGCUGAGCUGGAGUUUGAACCCUUUGGCAACCUGGAUCAUCCAGACCUCUACUAUGAGUACUACCCCACUGUUUACCCUGGGAGGAGAGGCUCCUUGGUGCCGUUCUCCAUGCGGCUGCUGCAUGCCGAACUUCCCCAGUACCUGGCCAAGCCCCAGGAGGCUCUGGACCGCCUGCACAAUCUCAAAACCGUCUGCCUCGCUAUUCUGGAGAACUUGGAGAAAAGCUUGGCUGAGGAUGGCAGCAUGGUCACCCUAACACAGGAGAACAGGCAAGCGUCUCUUAAACUGUGGCAGUCUCGCCUCAGCCGGGUCAUGUACUCCAUGGCCAACUGUCUGCUGCUGAUGAAGGACUAUGUUCUGGCCGUGGAAACCUAUCACUCUAUCAUCCAGUAUGAACCUCAGCAGAGAGUGCAGCUGCUCAGUGGUAUAGGACGAAUCUUCUUGCAGAUUGGAGACGUUAAAACAGCAGAGAGAUACUUCCAGGAUGUGGAGAAAGCCUGCCAGAUGAAAGGGAGCCAGUCCAGUCACACCACAUGCAUGCUGAUGAACAGGGCCUUUGUCCACCUCAGUCAGAACAACUACGGUGAAGCACAUGCAUCCUUCACUGAAGUCUUAAAAAUUGACCCGAAAAACCCUGUUGCGAACAACAACGCAGCAGUGUGCCUGCUAUACCUGGGCCGUUUGAAGGAGUCCCUAGGCCAGCUGGAGGGUCUGGUGCAGCAGGACCCAGCGCUUUACCUCCACGAGAGUGUCCUCUUCAACCUGACCACCAUGUACGAGCUGGAGUCCUCUCGCAGCACCCAAAAGAAGCAGGCUCUGCUGGAGGCCGUGUCCUGUCGGGAGGGGGACAGUUUCAACACACAGUGUCUCAAACUGGUCUAAGAGGCUGGAGGUUGGACCAGGCGAGGACACACACUACUGCAUUCUCCUCCACUGUGACAGAGAGUAAAGGGCAGAAUCCACCUAAAAACACCUUUAAGCUCACUAAUUCUCAAGUUAGAAAUUGUUUGUUUAAUGUGUACUAAAGCAAACGUGAAAGGUUGCAGAUUUACAGGAGGUUAUGCACUAGGCUGUCUCUUAACCAGGGCCAGUGUUGGUUCAGAGGUUGCCAAGCAACAAGCAGAGACUCAGUGAAGUCACUGCAACCAGUUCAAAAAAUGGGAGACUGAGGGGCGUCUACGGCCUGCAAGGUGAGAGUCAUAUGACCAGCGUGGGUUGUUAUGGUUAACGAACCAAUCACCACUUCCUAAUCUGUUAGCAUGUUUGCCGCUGACCGUGUGAGCCGUCGUCAUAAUGUUGUGUUUUAGACCAUAUUGGCUGAGGCUUUGACCAUGUUUUACACAUUUUUAUGGUGUAACGGAUGUGUUACAAUAAGUUGAGUUUUGUUUUUUUUGUUUUUUUGGUCUGUCUACUACAUUUUACUAUUUCCUAUUCAUUAUCUGUUGUCCACAACCGCACAUUAUGAACAGAACAGAUGCCACACACAUACACAAACCUUUUUAAAAUCUUAUUAACCAGAAGUUCACAUGAUAUUUCAUUAAGGGAUUCACUCAUUUUAGCCUCUUAUAUUACAAGUGGACAUUUUAGCAAAGCUCCCAAAAACUAGCCCUCUGACUCCUUUGACUGUCUGCAUCGGCCGAGUGACGCCUACCUUGCAGGUCGUGUCCCCCCUGAAGACGCCCCCCCCCCCCCCCCCUCGAGAAAUGGUCCAUCACUUGACACGGGCAUUAUCCUGAGCUUCAUUGUGCUUUAAGACUAAUAAAUGUCCACUGAGGUCCUGUCCAACGUUCCUUCGUCAGCAGACGCAUUAACAGUCAAAAGACCACUCUGUUUCAGCUGCAUGUUUUUGAAAGGCUGCUCAGCUCAUGCAGUGAAUACAUACGUCCUUCAGAUUGCAUUGUAACCUGUCCUCUAAAUAAAAGAUCAUGGAAAAUAUUAGAAAUCCAGAAAUUGUGCACAGGGAAGUUAGAUUUUUUUUUCUUUAAAUUAUUAUAUAAAAAUAAUUGUUUUGUUAAAUCUUUUAUUGAUUUGACCUGGUUGAUCUUUAAUUAUCAGUGUUUACAUAUUGUGUUGAUCAUAGUUAUGUAUAUAUCAAAAAAAAAAAAAAAAAGGUGUCAGGUUUUACGUUGAAUAAAGCUUUUCUUUUAAAUCAACUUGCAUGGU